Dovyalis caffra is the source of this 2097-nucleotide messenger RNA. NCBI's taxonomy places the organism in Eukaryota, Viridiplantae, Streptophyta, Magnoliopsida, Malpighiales, Salicaceae. The record is from the annotation of a GenBank genome assembly.
AUGGUUCUGCAAUUUUUUUCUCUCGUUUUCUUUAUUGUCCACUACGUUACUUUUGUUGGUUCUGUUAACGAUGAAGGUCUUUCUCUUCUAUCCUUCAAGCAAUCGAUGGAAGACUCUCGUUAUCUAGACAACUGGAAGUCAACAGAUUUAAACCCGUGUUCGUGGUAUGGAGUUACUUGUAGCAGAGAAGGAAAGGUCUUUUCUGUCAGGCUUCCGAAUAAAGGACUGUCAGGGAUUCUGCAACUUGAUACUGGUAAGCUUGUUGCAUUGAAUCAUGUUCAUCUCGGGAACAACCACUUCUUCGGACGCUUGCCUGUCGAACUCUUUAACACAAUAGGAUUAAAAUCCUUGGUCCUCUCCGAAAACUCAUUUUCCGGGCCAGUCCCUGAUGAGAUAGGGAACCUCAAGUACCUACAGCGUCUAGAUCUUUCGCAAAAUUCUUUCAAUGGGUCAUUACCCUCAUCUCUUAUUCAAUGCAAGAGACUGAAGAAUCUCGUACUCAGUCGAAACAGUUUCACAGGCUCUCUACCAGAUGCAUUAGGGACCAAUUUGGUUAUGCUUCAGACACUGAAUCUUUCACAUAACAGCUUCAGGGGUUCGAUCCCUGGCAGCCUAGGCAACUUGUCAAGCUUGCAAGGAGUGCUUGAUCUAUCUCACAAUCUUUUCGAUGGCCCUAUUCCAGCAAGUCUAGGAAAUCUCCCCGAGUUCGUUUAUAUUAAUCUCACAUACAACAAUCUUAGCGGUGCAAUACCACAAAAUGAUGCUCUGGUGAAUUUAGGUCCAACUGCUUUUAUUGGCAACCCUUUACUUUGUGGGCCUCCUCUGAAAACUCAAUGCCCUCCAGCCACUCCCCCUCCAAAUAUGGAUCCUAAACCCUUGGCAGUAGGAGACAGCUCAGGCAAGCAUGGGGAAGGAAAAUGGUGCUUGGUUGUGAUUGCAACUGUUGCAGGUACAAUGGCAGGCAUUUGCCUAGUUGGUUUAUCUUUCUGUUACUGGUACAAGAAGGUUUACGGUAGUAAAGAAAGCAAACGUACUCAGAGCUGUAGUUUUGAAGAAAAAUCAACGGUUAGAAAGGAAAUGUUCUGCUUCAGAACUGAUGACCUGGAAUCUCUAUCAGAAACUAUGGAACAGUACACCUUUGUUCCAUUAGACUCGAAGGUCACUUUUGAUCUUGACCAACUUCUCAAAGCAUCUGCUUUUCUGGUUGGAAAGAGCGGUAUAGGGAUCGUCUAUAAAGUUGUUCUUGAAAAGGGGCUAACUGUGGCAGUGAGAAGACUGGAAGAUGGAGGUUCUCAGACGUUCAAGGAGUUUCAAACUGCAGUUGAAGCAAUUGGCAAAAUUAGACAUCCAAACAUUGUCAGCCUACUAGCUUAUUGCUGGUGCAUCAACGAGAAGUUGCUUAUCUACGAUUAUGUGCCCAAUGGAGACCUUGCCACUGCAAUUCAUGGAAGAACAGGAAUGACGUACUUCAAGCCUCUUUCAUGGUCUAUUCGACUUAGAAUCAUCAAAGAAUUAGCCAAGGGCUUAGCUUUUCUACAUGAAUGCAGUCCCAAAAGGUACGUCCAUGGAAAUUUAAAGACUAGCAAUGUACUGCUCGGAGAGAACAUGGAGCCCCUCAUCUCCGAUUUCGGACUCAGCUGCUUUGCUUAUACAAGUGAGGAAUCCUUGCCAAUUCAAGGGGAACAAAUGACAAGCGGAACAUCACAACAAGGUUCUCCAUAUGCACUGACACCAACACAUUCAAGCACGCCUGGGUCUUGUUACGAAGCUCCUGAGUCCUCAAAAAUCAUAAAACCAUCACAGAAGUGGGAUGUUUACUCAUUUGGGGUGAUUCUAUUGGAGAUCAUUUCUGGGAAGUCACCAAUUAUGCAGAUAAGUCUGUCAGGAAUGGAUCUAGUCCGAUGGAUUCAGCUUAGCAUCGAAGUGAAACCACCAUCAGAAGCCCUAGAUCCCUUCUUAGCUCGUGAUCUGGACAAGGAACAUGAGAUGGUUGCAGUACUUAAGAUUGCUCUGGCCUGUGUUCAUGCAAGCCCUGACAAGAGACCCUCCAUGAAGAAUGUGAGUGAGAAUCUGGGAAGAUUGGCCUCGUUGACUUAA